GGAAACACCAUGCUCCUAGUUGGCAGGGCAUCCUUUGACCCAGUCAAGUGGAAAUGCAGUAUCACAAGGACCAAAGAGUAAAGAGCCUCUUAAUAAAUGUAGUUUCUCUGCAUCUUUCAUGUCAGCCCCAUGCCUCAGCCUCUGCACCCUCCCCAAAGGGAAUGGCAGAUCUGCACAGUGAUUGCUGGCUACCCAGUAAGCCCCAGUGAUCCUCCAGUCUCCCCUCCUACAGCUUUGCAUGGGUGCUGGGAUCUGAACUCACAUCAAGCACUCUCACCCACUAAGCCAUCUCCCUGGCCUUGCCACUCUUCCCCACCCCCACUUCUGCAGUGCUGGGGAAUAAAAGCCUCUCAGGGCCUCGCACAUGCUCAGUGCAUGCUCUACCACAGAGCUCCACCCCUGCCCUAUGGCCUAUUUUACUAAGCAAAAUGAAACCGCAGUUUUCCAGUGUUCUUAAGGGCUGGGGCUGGAGAUAAGGUGCCCCAGUCCUGGAGCGCACAGGUCAGUGGGUGGGGCCUCCGGGCAGAGCCAUGAAAACUGCAAGGAAAGAGUGGGCAGAGUCCCAAGGGAGCAGGAAAGGCUACUUCUAACCCUGAGGAGCAAAGCCACAGGAAGCAAGCCCUUUGUGCCUCAGUUUCUUCCUUUGGAAAUGGGGAACAGUGACAAUGUGGCCUCUGCUUUGUGUUGUUGUGAGUCCAGAGGAGAACAGCAUGAAACAGAAACUCUGCAUAUGGCCGCUGGAUCUGACAGGCCUGUCCCGUGCCUGGGACCGAGCGUCAGCCACCUUCACAUGGAAGCCUCCCGCCUCUGCCCUGCUCACGCUGUGCCAAGUCUGCAACAGGAGCCAGCUCCUUUAAAAAAAGACACGGACAUGGGGUCAUUUCUAUGUGCUAAUGAAUUCUUCAAACCCUUGGGACUUACCAGCCUGGGCAGUGUUUUGAUACCUUCUCUCAAAGUGACUGCCCCACCCCCCAAACCUUACUCUCGGAGGGCUAGGGCUGUAGCUCAGUGGGUAGAGAGGCUGCCUCUCACGCAUGAAGCCCUGGGUUCUAUUCCCAGCGCUGCAUAAACUGGUGUGGUGGUGCAAACCUGUGAUCCCUGUAGUAGGGAGAUGGAGGAAAGAAAAGUUGAGUCAUCUUCAGCGAGACACCGAGGUGGAGCCGCAUCUGGGCCACACAAGAGCUUUUCUCAAACCAGACAAGCAAGCAAACAGAAACUCUGAAAAGGUCACUUGGUGAGGUUGAGGCUGUUCUGCUUCACCUAAGAUUCAGGGGCUUCUGUGUGAGCCACUGCUGGUGUCGCCACAGGGACCUGGGAUCUCUGCUGUGUGUGCUCGUGGGUGUGUGCUCCUGAUCUGCCAGAGGCAACUGAGCUGAAGCCUCCCUCCACAGCCUGUUCAGCCUCACCCACACUGCUUCCUUUCUGUUUGCCUCUAGGCAGAUGCCUAGCAGAGCAAGAGGCGGACUCCCGGAUUUCAGCACCAGUGGCUUGGAAAGCCAGCUAUUGCCGGAAAGCUUAGUGUUGAAACGAAAACCAAGCCUCAGCCCUUGCCAACCUAGGCUCCACCAUGGAGUUCCCGUGGAAAGCCCAGGGUUGGAUGCUGCUCUGGGUCCCGGUAUCAUUCCAUCUCCACCAUGGGAUGCCCGCACUAAUGCCCUCCUUGGCCCAGCAUCCCUCAGACCUCAAGGAAGCCAAUGCUGGGCACCAGGCUCAGGAGUAGCCUCUCUUCUCCUCACAUCAGAGCCACACUCUGUGAACAAGAACCCAGCACUCCUUCUCCUGUGCUGAGGGUCCUCAAGGCCUUUCUGUCACAAGUCUCUUCCUGAGCCUGGGACUCACUGGCUCAGGCUGGAUGGUUGCUGAGCUCAGGAGAUCACCCUGUCCCCACCUCCUUGGCUACACGUGCACACAGCCUGGCUUUCACAAGGAUGCUGCAGAACCAGACUCAAGUCCUCAUCCUUAUUCAGCUCAGCAGGCGCCUUAGUAAGCCAUGCCCCCCGCACUUAAGCUCUCCUCAGCUUAAAUGAAUGAGGAUAAUAAAGGCAGGGCCGGUUGGGAGGCUCCUAUAGGUAAGGCUUAUGAAGAGCUGCUCUGUAGUCAAGACCUAAGGGACUGGCUGGAGGGGAUAGCUCAGCGAGAGAGGGCUUGCCCAGCAUGUGUGAGUCCAGGGAGAAAAAGCAACUGGGGGUGGUGAGCAGGGGCAGCUCUGGCUGGUGAGCUUGGCAUCAGUUCUAGAACUCACGCUCGGCCGGUGUCUGGCCGUCCCGGAGAUUAUUCAUCCACGAUGGUUGUCAGAUGAAGCAAAACAGCUCCAAAGUCCUUCAUCUGCAGAGGUAAAAAGCCAGAGUCACAAAAGCUAGGGGUUAAGCCUGUUGGCAUCAGAAGCCAACCUGGCAGGGCCUCAUCUGCAGCACACGCUGACCUUUGCUGGCCACAAAGCUGCUUACAGGGAGCUUCGCUUAUAAAGUCCCUUCAUGUGACUGUUUGAAAUGCUUCACACCUCGGAAUGGAGCGCCGCCUAGAGUCCGGCUUCUCUGAAUCAUUACAGCUCAGACCCGUAGAGCACACGCAGCCUGCUCUGCCAGAUGCUCUCCCCGGGCUGUUCCCCCAGCCAAGCCUUUUUGGAUAAUAGUUUGUCUUUAUUACAUCCUCUGGCCUGUGGCUAGCAUAUAAUAGGAGUUCAAUGAAUGCCCCCCUCCUCUCAUUCUCUCUUUCUCUGGUUCAUGUGUAUGUGUGUGUGUCUUUAGUUUUCUCAGACAUGGUUUCUCUGUGUAGUCCUAUCUGUCCUAGAACUCGCUCUGUAGGCCAGGCUGCCCUCAAACUCAGAGAUGCACCUUCCUCUGCCUCCCGAAUGCUGGGAUUAAAGGAGUGCAUCACCACUGCCCAGCCAAAAGUCUUCUCUUCUUUUAAGACUAUGACAUCUUUAACAUCUAUCUAUACAGCCCACCCUCUUGUGUUUGGAACAAAAGUUCUUAAAAAAAAAAAAGAUUUAUUUGCAUGUGUGUGUGUGAGAGAAAGUGUGUGUGUGAGAGAGAGAGAAAAUGUGUGUGUGUGUGUGUGUGUGUGUGUGUACAUGCUUGCACAUGCCUGUUAAGGCCAGAAGAGGGCAUCAGAUUCCCUGGAACUGACAGUUGUGAGCCUCCUGAUGUAGGUGCUGGGACCUGAACAGGUCCUCUGCAAAAGCAAUGAUUGCUCUUAACAGCUGAGCCAUUGUUCCAGCCCCUAACACGGCCAUGAUUAAUCCUCACUCUGCUAAAUCAGCUUUGCCACCUGUCCCAACAAGUGGGGGAAAUGGAGGCACAGGUGACUCUUCGGUCAUAGCCUUGUGCUCUGACACCUCCAGGAGGCUGAGGCCAACACAAUAGCAGGAGGGAAGAGAAGAGACCUUUCGGGGAGUACCUACCCCCUGGGCAGUCUAUUGACACAGCGGUGCCAGAGAUUCCUUUAAGUGACCAGCAGGUUUUCAACCUCAUUCAACAUAGGAGACACAAAUGCAAGUCUCUUAAACUUGGCUUCAUUCCAAAGGUGAUUUCCUUCUAAGAAAUGACCAGGGACACUCUGCACAGGAACAAGGGACCCUCAGAGAGUCAUGAAAGCAGGUCCCAGACUGGCAGAGACUUACAGGCCGCCCUGGCUUUUCCUUGCUUGGACAACGCUGGCCAUUCACUAACGAGGAGGCUUGGCUUGCAAAAUCUCACUAAGACCACGCCAGGAAAACCUGGCUCAGGCUGGAUUUGUUACAAAGAAAGAACGGAGUGCAGUGGCCCAGCAUUCUCCUGCUGGAUAGAAACCAGUCUCCCUGGCUUCCUAUCAGUUGGUGAUACACAACGCUCCCAGAAGCUUCCAGAGCAAGAAACGAACCCUAGCCCCGCCUCUGGUGCUCACAAAGCAGAAAUGCCCCUUGCAACUCCCCGACAAGCAAUGAGACCCCAAAGCCGCUGUGGCGGCGAGCGAUUGCCUGCCCCUGCAGGUUCUGCAGCAAAACAAGAAUUAGAGAAUUAGAGGCUUGAGAGGCAGCAGAGAAGGGAAGAAACAAGACAGAACCUGCAUCGGGUCACGGGAAGCCACUGGCCUUGGAAACCUGAGCAGGGAAGGACAAGGACGCUUUCCUACUUCCACCUGUCAAGACAGAGACAGCGAAUUUGGAUCAAUGGGUAGGUAACACGCACUCCUCAUCUCUGAACCUGAUUGGCUCUCUAUCUGGUUUGUUUAUGCUAGUGAUUGAACCCAUGGCCUGCAAACACUAAGCACGUACUCUACCACUGAGCCACAGCCCAGCUCCUGUGCUGGGAGUACAGGUAAUUGGCCUCACUUCACAGAGGUGCAACAUACAGACAGUAAAUUGUAUCUACUGUAAAGGGGGCUUUGGUGGUUGUGGGACUGAUUUCAUAGGUCCAGAAUAGCCUCAGACUUGCUGUGAAGUCUGACCUUGAACUCCAGGUCCUCAUGCCUCUGCUUCCUGAGCGCUGAGAUUACAGGCGUGAUCCACCAUCUGUGGACAUUUUAAACUAUUUUUUUUUCUCUUUGGCUACAAGGUCUCUUGUAUCCUAGGUUGACCAUGAACUCACUCUGCAGCGGAAGAUGACUCUGAACUUUUGAAUAUCCUGAUUCCGUCUCCCAGGUACUGAAUCAAAGGCAUGAGCCACCAUGCCCAGCCUGUGGUGGAAUUUUCAAUUAAUCUUAUUCUCCUUAGGUUCCUACACUUAUAUAUCAGAAGACAGAACAUUUUCUUGAUUCUUAAAAGUUUCCUCCAGUUUCUCAUAUGCUGAACAGUUUUAUGUCAACUUGAUACAAGCUAAAGUCACCUGAGACACGGGAAACUCAAUUAGAAAAUGCCCUAUAAGGGUUUUUCAGGACUCUGCAAGGGUAGCUGGGGUGAAUUUGCGCCGAGGAAGCAGUUGUAGUCACCACAGUUCCAUCUUCUCCGCGAUGUUGCCCUUGGCCAAAAACGCACUGAGCCGUCUCCCAGUUCGAAACAUUCAGCAAGUGGUGGCAAGGCAGAGCCACCAGAAGAGGACACCUGAUUUUCAUGACAAAUAUGGAAAUGCUAUAUUAGCUGGUGGAGCUAUCUUCUGUGCUUCUGCAUGGACAUAUACAGCCACACAAAUUGGAAUAGAAUGGAACCUGUCUCCUGUUGGCAGAGUCACCCCAAAGGAAUGGAGAGAUCAAUAGUCAUGCCAGCUUGUACAAUAAUCAUUAAAAAACCAACUUAUAAGUGAUGCCAAGUCAAAGAAUCAUCUGUUUAUUAAAUUAUGGCAUAUUGAAAAAAUAAAGUACCUUUGAAAUCUUCAAAAAAAAAAAAAAGAAAAUGCCCUAUAAGAUCAGACUGUAGAAGCUGGGAGGUGGUGGAGCACACCUUUAAUCCCACGCUGAUCUCUGUGAGUUCAAAGCCAGCCUUGUCUACAGAGCUAGUUGCAGGACAGCCAGGGCUACACAGAGAAACUCUGUCUCUCAAAACAAAAACAAAAACUAACAAACAAACAAAUAUAGGCUCUAUAGGCUGUAACGAAGCCUAUAGAGCACUGUCUUAAUUAGUGAUAGAUGUGAGAGGGCUCAGCCCAUUGUCAACCAUCCCUGGGCUGGUGGUCCUGGGUUCUAUAAGAAAGCAGGCUAAGUAAACCUCUGCAUCAGCUCCUGUCUCCAGGUUCCUGCCCUGCUUGAGUUCCUGCCCACAGUACUUUCACUGUUAUGUGGAACUGUGAAUGAAAUACACCCUUUCCUCCCCAGGUUGCUUCUGGCAUGUAGUCAGACCUUUUCCCAUCCCCCACCCCAGGCAGCCAGCCACUUCUCUGUUCAGUCAUCAUGGUCACUACUGCCACCUCUAGAAUGUCACAUCAACAGAACCAUGGACUCUUUCAAGCCUUUUCUUCCUCUCUUCCCCGCCUUUUCUCUCUCAAUGCUAUUAUAAACAAGAUUUCCUAACUUACAUUUAUGUGCAUGUGCACAGGCGAUUGUGUGGCAUGGCACAUUACAUACAUGUGUGGCAUGACACAUGUUUGGAGGUGAACGGACUGCUUCAAGAGCACCACCUCCUCCCCAGGUGGGCUCUGGAUACCGAACUCAGGUUAUCAGACAUGGUGGCAAGUGCCUUUACCCGCUGAGUCGUUUUGUUGGCCCUAAACAGAAUUUCUUUUCUUUUUUUAAGAUUUAUUUAUUAUUUAUACAGUGUUCUGCCUGCAUGUGUGCCUGCCUGCCAGAAGAGGGCACCAGAUCUUAUUAUAGAUGGUUAUGAGCCACCAAGUGGUUGCUGGGAAUUGAACUCAGGACCUUUGGAAGGGCAGAUAGUGGUCUUAACCUCUGAACCAUCUCUCCAGCCCCUAAACAGAGUUUCUUAAAGCUUCGUAAGCCAAGUAUUUGUGAAAAGAAGUUUCUUUUACCUGGUGUCUUUACUUCCUAUGACCUUGCUGAAUUUACCAGUCAGUUUUGAGUUGUUAUAUAAAUGCCCCACGGUUUCAUAACAAUUUCAUCACCUGUGACUGAAGAGGCUUUCACUUUUCCCUUUCAAACAUUAGCAACCUCAAGCCUAUCACACAGAAAGCCAGUAUGCAAGAGACCAGUGUUGAGAAAGAGACAUCGGUCCUUCCUGAGGGUGCUGCUUGCCUGGACUAGCACCUUAGCUCACCUUUCCACCUUUGGAAAGGAAGACUAGGUUAGGAGCUGCCUGCAGAGGCAGAUUCCCUGAGAACUUUAGUCUGUUGUUUUGGCACCUACCAGAGGUGAGACCUUCCUGGCAAUUGCCAUAAAUACAUAUACAUGUGUGUAUAUAUCUGUAUAGUGAAAUGAUUAUAUAUACCCCCAUUUUCCCAUUCCCAUGUUCCUUCAACAUAUCCCUUUCUAACUUCCUCUCCGCCCACCCCAGUCUGUCUGUCUCUCCCACAAAGUACAUGGAUGUGAGGCCAUCCAUUGGAACAUCCCUAGAAAUAAGUGAUUUUUUUCUCCCCCAGCAACUAUCCACUCCCAAUAGUUCCCCAGGAAAGAGUGAGUUCUGGAGAGCAUCUAGCUUGUUGAUGCCAGGAUUUUGGCUAGUUUGAUCUUGUGCAGGUAACCACAGAUGCUGUGAGCUGAUUGCAAAUGUUCACACCACAUCCAGAAAACAGAGUUUCACAGAAGACUUCUCCAGCCUCCGCCAAGCCUCGCUGGUGGUGGUGUUAACUGAGACAUCUUAUUGGAGGCUGAGCUCAGUCUCUUAUUCUUUAGAGCAUGACACUUGAACUGCAGAGUGAAGACAUACCCUGAGAGUGAAAGAAAAUGGGAAUAAAGCAAGAUGGGGUCACUGACAGCAACCUA
Messenger RNA from Meriones unguiculatus (Mongolian gerbil), 7287 nucleotides. Its product is annotated as cytochrome c oxidase subunit 7B, mitochondrial. Lineage: Eukaryota; Metazoa; Chordata; Mammalia; Rodentia; Muridae. Gene Ontology annotation, biological process: mitochondrial electron transport, cytochrome c to oxygen. Bases 4930 to 5172 code for a protein of 80 amino acids. The transcript is spliced from 3 exons. The record is from RefSeq and is a predicted model, not a curated record.